AUGGACCCCCACUCAUGGCCCGGCCACCAUGCCCCUAGAGGGCGCCGGCGGAUUGGCACCCUCAGCUCCACCCACUGCAAUGGGCACCGCUUGGGGGCAGCAACCCCAUCAAUGGAUUCUCACAGUAGCGGCCCCGUGGGCUGGAAUGAACGCAAUGACGUGGAAUACUGGCUUCCCGAUAAUCUGAAUUCGCAAAUUCCCGUCUUCGAAUAUCCUGGAAGCAACGUCUAUCUCAAACCAUCUCUCCCAUCUAUCAUCCAGCCUGUGCCAGAUGCAGCCAUUGGAUUACCACAGGAGGCUCAGCCAAUGCAAUAUUCGCCCUCUCCCAAUGUGAGCUCCAUGCACUCGGACAAUCAAGACUCCGAAGCCUCCUGGCCGUCGACCAUCAACGAAGCCAAUAUGAUCCCCUGGAUCGAUGUGUACUUUGAUCGCUUACAUCCAACCAUCCCCGUUCUGAGUCGAUCAUCUUUGUACACGUCGAUGCUGACCCAAGAGCACCGCAAGAAUCCCCAGUUCGGUGCGAUGCUGCUUUCUCUGUGCGCAUUUUCACUAACUCAGCCAAUCGAGAUCGAUGAGCGGCCGACCACCUCUUCGCGGGCCCUUCAAGCCCGCGCCAUGAUGAACGAGGCCACGAAGAUGCGGAGCUGUUCCGACUUUGGCGAGAACCCCACUAUUGAAGCCGUUUUAACCAGUUUCUUCCUCUUCGGAUGUUUGUUUGGGAGUAAUCAGCAUAAUGCAGCCUGGCUUCGAAUGCGGGAAGCCCUAGAUCUCGCUGCCACUCUCGGCCUCAAUGACCCGGAGUCAUAUCACGAUUUGCCGGGAGAGGAGAAGGGCCAGCGGUUGCGCACAUAUCUCGUUCUUUCCAUCACAGAGAGCGCCACGCACAGCGUCGUAUCGGGGAUCAUUGUACAUAAUGAAAAAGAUGCUGAAGGUAUGAUGGGACUCGCGCGAAUGAUGGAGCUCUUCGACGCCAUCGAUGAAGAUGUCAUCGACUGCUGGAACCGUCGAUGCGACAGCAGUAAUGGGUACUGCCAGCGACUCACGGAGGCCAAGGCACUCUCUAUUCAUCAGAAUCUCAGUCGAAUCAACCAAGCCGAACGAUAUCGCGGCUACGACUGGUUUGAGCGCGCUAAAGGCGGCCGGGGCGAAAGCAGUAAUGUUAUUCUGCCCAUGGGGUUGCGAGAAACGCAAGCUGCGGAUGUCUUCAUCACGCAGAAAUGGUUGCAAAAUCGGGUCUGGCUUCUGUCAUCCACACACAAUCUGCUAUCUGCUCAUUCCGAACGGCCAGAAUUGACGUUUGGCUAUGCUGUGAGCAUUGCCGAGUCGACACUGCAGCUUUGCCAGUCAUUACGACUGAGCUCUAUGGAAGCACAUGGAAUUGGCCUGACCGAAAAACUGUACGAUAUCGCCAUCUGCGCAACAAACAUUCUCUGCAACACUAGCCCACCCCUUGGCGGCACUCUGAACAUGCCCGUCAACUACAACGAAACAAUUCCCCCCGGCACAACCUCCACACCCCACAGUCUUGCCGAAGACUUUUUGUUACUGAUGACGAGUUUCCGAGGCGGGAAUCACCCUUACUUGGAAAAGUAUCAGGCUCAUCUUCGCUCGCUGCAAAUCAUGGAAACUCCUAAACCGGAGUGGACGCAGCGAUGA
Molecule: messenger RNA, 1656 nt
Organism: Penicillium brevicompactum
Lineage: Eukaryota; Fungi; Ascomycota; Eurotiomycetes; Eurotiales; Aspergillaceae
Product: CeGAL family transcription factor
Exons: 3
Coding region: 1-1656 (551 amino acids)
Biological process (GO): DNA-templated transcription
Molecular function (GO): DNA binding; zinc ion binding
Source: RefSeq, a predicted model, not a curated record